AUGCUUAGAGCUUUUAAAAGUGCAGUUCCUCGAGCACACAUAUUAAGAGCUCAAGUCAAGCCGUUGGUGGCCAGGUCGUUGGCUACCAGCACUGAUUCGUUUUUACAAACUAAUAAUGGUAACUAUAUUGACGAAAUGUAUGCUGCAUGGAGAAAAGAUCCCAAGAGCGUUCAUGUUUCCUGGGAUGCAUAUUUCAAGAACGUCGAGUCGAAUAAUGUGCCUAUUUCUCAAGCAUUCAAAGCGCCACCUACUAUCGUUCCCUCUCCAGCUGGCGGCGCUGCUGGUUUCAUUCCAGGCUCUUCGUCUACAAGUGAAGAUGUCGUGACUCACUUAAAGGUUCAACUUUUGGUUCGUGCCUAUCAAGUUAGAGGUCAUCAGAAGGCUAAAAUCGACCCCUUAGGUAUUUCUUAUGGUGAUAAUGCUGAUACUCCUAAGGAGUUGACUUUAGAUUAUUAUGGUUUCACUGACAGUGAUUUAAACAAAGAAAUUACCUUAGGUCCAGGUAUCUUACCAAGAUUUGCUGACGCUGGUAAGAAGACAAUGUCAUUAAAGGAAAUCAUUGCAAACUGCGAAAGAUUGUACUGUCUGUCUUAUGGUGUAGAGUAUAUUCACAUUCCUUCUAAAGAGCAAUGUGACUGGUUGAGAGAAAGAAUUGAGAUUCCUCAACCAUUCAAAUUUUCAAUUGAUCAAAAGAGACAAAUUUUGGAUCGUUUGAUCUGGUCUACUUCUUUCGAGAAUUUUUUGGCUUCAAAGUUCCCUAAUGAUAAGAGAUUCGGUUUGGAAGGUUUAGAAUCUGUCGUUCCAGGUUUAAAGGCCAUGAUUGAUACUUCUGUAGAAUACGGAAUUGAGGAUAUUGUUCUCGGUAUGGCACACAGAGGUCGUUUGAACGUUUUAUCGAAUGUCGUUCGUAAGCCAAAUGAAUCAAUCUUUUCAGAAUUCACAGGAUCGAAGGAAUUUGAUGAAGGUUCUGGUGAUGUGAAGUACCACUUGGGUAUGAAUUAUGCUAGACCGACAACUUCAGGUAAACACGUCAACUUAUCUCUUGUAGCUAAUCCAUCACACUUGGAAUCGGAAGAUGGUGUCGUUUUGGGUAAAACGAGAGCAAUUCAACAUUACAAGAAUGAUAUUGGUGACUUCAAGAAAGCAAUGCCUAUUUUGAUGCACGGAGAUGCCGCUUUCUCAGCUCAAGGUGUUGUUUACGAAACAAUGGGAUUUGGCCACUUACCUGCUUACUCUACUGGUGGUACUAUUCAUAUAAUAUUUGAUAACCAAAUUGGUUUCACCACUGAUCCAAGGUUUGCUAGAUCUACCUUAUAUCCAUCGGAUAUCGCUAAGUCGAUUAACGCACCUAUUUUCCAUGUCAACGCAGAUGAUGUUGAAGCAAUUGUUUUUGUUUUCAAUUUGGCUGCAGAAUGGAGAGCUACAUUCCAUUCAGAUGUCCUUAUAGAUGUUGUUGGUUACCGUAAGCAUGGACACAACGAAACCGAUCAACCAGCUUUCACUCAACCUCUUAUGUACCAAAGAAUCUCUCAAAAGAAGCAAGUUAUUGAAUACUAUAUUCAACAAUUGCUUAAAGAAGGUGAUUUCACAAAAGAAGAUAUUGAUGAGCACAAGCAAUGGGUCUGGAAUAUCUUGGACGAAUCUUUCAAGAAAUCUAAGGAUUAUCAACCAACAUCAAGAGAAUGGUUGACAACACCAUGGGAAGGCUUCAAGUCACCAAAAGAAUUGGCCACUGAGGUCUUGCCACACUUGCCAACAGCAGUAGAGGAGAAAGCUCUUAAAGAUAUUGGAAUCAAGUCCACGGAAACCCCAGAAGGUUUUGAGGUACACAGAAACUUGAAGCGUAUCUUGAACACUAGAAAAAAGGCUAUCGAGUCUGGUGAAGGUAUUGAUUGGUCUACUGGUGAAGCCUUGGCCUUUGGUUCUUUAGUAUUGGAAGGUUAUCACGUAAGAGUAUCUGGUCAAGACGUUGAAAGAGGUACAUUUUCUCAACGUCAUGCUGUCUUACAUGACCAGAAAUCAGAGAAAACCUACACACCAUUAGACCACUUAUCUGGUGAGCAAGGUGCAUUUGACAUUUCUAAUUCAUCAUUAUCUGAGUAUGGUGUUAUGGGUUUUGAAUAUGGUUACUCUUUGACUUCUCCUGAUGCAUUUGUAAUGUGGGAAGCUCAAUUCGGUGAUUUUGCUAACACUGCUCAAGUCAUUAUAGAUCAGUUUGUUGCCUCUGCGGAAUCUAAGUGGAAGCAACGUUCUGGAUUAGUAUUAUCUUUACCACAUGGUUAUGAUGGUCAAGGGCCAGAGCAUUCCUCUGGACGUCUUGAGAGAUAUUUACAAUUAUCGAAUGAAGAUUUCCGUGUCUUUCCACCUCCUGAAAAGUUAGAACGUCAGCAUCAAGAUUGUAACAUGCAAGUUGCUUACCCAACUACUCCAGCCAACCUUUUCCACUUGUUACGUCGUCAAAUGCACAGACAAUUCAGAAAACCAUUGGCUCUCUUCUUUUCGAAGUCUUUGUUACGUCAUCCAUUGGCAAGAUCCAAUAUUUCUGAAUUCACUGGUGAUUCCCACUUCCAGUGGAUCAUAGAAGAUCCUGAAUUAGGUAACGGAAUUGCUCCAAAGGAAGAAAUCAAGCGUCUUGUCUUAUGUACUGGUCAAGUCUAUGCAGCAUUGCAUAAGAAGCGUGCUACUCUUGAAGAUAAGAGUACAGCUUUCUUGAGAAUUGAGCAGUUGCAUCCAUUCCCAUAUGCCCAAUUGCGUGAUGCUUUUGACUCAUACCCUAAUAUCGAAGACUUAGUUUGGUGUCAAGAAGAACCUUUGAACAUGGGUCCAUAUGCUUUCGUCAAUCCACGUAUAGCUACAACCUUAGCUGAAACUGAAAAGCACAAGGACAAGACCAUACGUUAUGCUGGUCGUGAUCCAUCAGCAUCUGUUGCUGCUGGUACAAAGGCUAUGCAUAACAGUGAAGAGGAAGCUUUCCUUAAGGAAGUUUACCAAGAAGCAUAA
Messenger RNA from Priceomyces carsonii, 3000 nucleotides. RefSeq names its product alpha-ketoglutarate dehydrogenase (gene KGD1). NCBI's taxonomy places the organism in Eukaryota, Fungi, Ascomycota, Pichiomycetes, Serinales, Debaryomycetaceae. Gene Ontology annotation, biological process: tricarboxylic acid cycle. Gene Ontology annotation, cellular component: mitochondrion; oxoglutarate dehydrogenase complex. The transcript has a single exon. Bases 1 to 3000 code for a protein of 999 amino acids. The record is from RefSeq and is a predicted model, not a curated record. Gene Ontology annotation, molecular function: thiamine pyrophosphate binding; oxoglutarate dehydrogenase (succinyl-transferring) activity.